AUGCAAGGGAAGUGCCGGUACGGAGUGGUCUCCGCCGGCUGCGCAGAGCUGAGCCACCGACGGACUCUGGAGGCCCCCUUUGCCAAGGAUCUCCUAUGCUCUUGGGAUAGAUUAGUCCAUACUCUCUACAUGUGUGGACGUAGGCAGCAACCACCGUCAUCCGGCUCGUCGCCGCUCAAACAGGGAGCUAAUGACAGCCACAGACCACUCAAAGCCCAAGUCGCUAUCCGUGACCACUGGACCAAGGCGGACAGCCCCGUCCAAACCUCGCUCCGCGAGUUACAGGAGCUGCUCGGUCGGACGAUCGUGGUGGAGCCGGAAUGGCGGAUUCUCGUCGCCGAACUGGACACCUUCUACGAUGACAAGACCAACCUCGUUACCUCGGUUGCGGGUUGUGUCAGGGCGUGGGCCAGAAGCAUGACGGAGCUCCUCGAUGACGAGGCACACGCCGACUGGACCGAAGAGGUUCUUGUGAAGACGAGUGGGGAGAUGUGGGUAUUUGUAGAGGUGGCCACCUCGGCGAAGGCGGCGACGACGUGGUCUGAGCAGCGCGGCGGCUUUGUCGUGAGCCUACCUAAAAAGCAGGUGUACCAACCAGCGGAACUGUUUCCCACCUUUCGACAGGACCUGUUGGCGUGUUUUGCCAAAAAGGACGAGCCUCAUCCGCCGCAGAUCAGGGAGGCCGGGGGGGCAGAUGACUGGGAAGGUGUCGAGGUCAAUACAUCCACCGGCACGCCGGAGGUGGUAGAAGCUCCAACAAGGACUGUCACAUUAAGACCUCAGGCCGAGUUCAUGCCUGAUGUGGCCUCCCUGCCACGGCCCGACCAACUCUUUCUCCAGCCGCCCUACCAUCUUACUCUGUUCCAGAGCAGCCUGCUGAUCGAGCUGCACGGCAGCCACAGCCCAAGCCUAAAGUUCCUUGCGGAGUACCUGAAGCGCUGGUGCCGGGUUAACCACGCCGACACAAGAAAUCCACCCGGCGUCCAGAUAAACCUGCAUCAGUCCGCCUUUGGGCUGGGUGAAGUGUUUGACCGCCUGACACUCAGCACCGAGGAGACAAAGUACACCAACCAGUUUACUGUGACGGCCCCGAUGGUUGUCUCCCUCAUCGAGGGAAUACUGGGGUACAAGUUGAUUUCGACGGACGGCAGGUGGAAUUUCCGAAGAGAUACAGCAUUCAAGACACUGUAG
This is a messenger RNA of Chaetomium globosum CBS 148.51, 1191 nucleotides long. RefSeq lists its product as uncharacterized. The record is from RefSeq and is a predicted model, not a curated record. Bases 1 to 1191 code for a protein of 396 amino acids. The transcript is spliced from 3 exons. NCBI's taxonomy places the organism in Eukaryota, Fungi, Ascomycota, Sordariomycetes, Sordariales, Chaetomiaceae.